Molecule: messenger RNA, 2665 nt
Organism: Struthio camelus australis
Lineage: Eukaryota; Metazoa; Chordata; Aves; Struthioniformes; Struthionidae
Source: RefSeq, a predicted model, not a curated record
UCCGGCUGCCGUUUGGAUCCAGCACUCGGGUCCCUCAGGAGCCCGUUUGCCCGUAACGUUGUGGACAGCCAGUCCCCCAGGCUAUUAGCAAAUCAGCUAAGAUGGGACCUGACCGCCGAACAGAUAGAAAACAUGGCUGUGGAGCUCACAGAGAGGACCAAGCUUGUGUAUGACCGGGUGGGCUCCCAGGAACAGGGAGAAGUGUCCUACGAAAAUACUCUCAAGGCGCUGGCUGAUGUGGAAGUGGAAUAUACAGUCCGUAGGAACAUGCUGGACUUCCCCCAGCACGUGUCUCCUUGUAAAGACAUCCGUGCAGCAAGCACCGAGGCUGACAAGAAGCUCUCAGAGUUCGACGUGGAGAUGAGCAUGAGGCAGGAUGUGUACCAGCGGAUUGUCUGGCUCCAGGAGAAAUCAGAGAGUGCUUCACUGAAACCUGAAGCAAAGAGAUAUCUAGAGAGGCUGAUCAAAUUGGGUAAAAGAAACGGUCUUCAUCUCCCUGAGGAAACGCAGGAGAAAAUCAAAGCUAUUAAGAAAAAGCUGAGCGUCCUUUGCAUAGACUUCAACAAGAACCUCAACGAAGACACCACCUACUUGCCCUUCUCAAAGGAAGAACUAGGGGGGCUCCCUGAGGACUUCCUGAACUCCCUGGAGAAGACAGAGGACGGCAAGCUGAAAGUCACCUUGAAAUACCCGCAUUAUUUCCCUCUCUUGAAGAAGUGCUAUGUGCCUGAGACAAGGAGGAAGGUGGAGGAAAUGUUCAAUUCCAGAUGCAAAGAGGAGAAUUGCUUGAUCCUCAAGGAGCUGGUGGACUUGCGGGCUCAGAAAGCUAGUCUCCUGGGCUUCAACACACACGCUGACUUUGUGCUGGAGAUGAACAUGGCUAAAAGCAGCAAAACGGUGGCCUCUUUCUUGGAUGAGCUGGCCCAGAAGCUGAAACCCCUUGGGGAGAAGGAACGGGCCGUGAUCCUGGACCUGAAAAAGAAAGAGUGCGAGAAGCGAGGCCUGGAGUUUGACAACCGCAUCAAUGCCUGGGACAUGCGCUACUACAUGAAUCAGGUGGAGGAGACCAAGUAUAGCGUGGAUCAGAACCUGCUGAAGGAGUACUUCCCCAUGCAGGUGGUCACCAAGGGCCUGUUGGCUAUAUACCAGGAGCUGCUGGGGCUCACCUUCCAUCUGGAGGAGAAAGCUCAGGUCUGGCACGAGGAUGUCCAGCUUUACACAGUGAAGGACGCCUCCUCCGGAGAGACCAUCGGCAAAUUCUACUUGGACCUGUACCCGCGGGAAGGGAAAUAUGGGCACGCGGCCUGCUUUGGCCUGCAGCCAGGCUGCCUGUUGCCAGACUCCAGCCGGCAGAUCUCGGUGGCUGCCAUGGUGGCCAACUUCACCAAGCCCACACCGGAUGCGCCUUCCCUGCUGCAGCACGACGAGGUGGAGACGUACUUCCAUGAAUUUGGGCAUGUCAUGCACCAACUGUGCUCGCAGGCGGAGUUUGCCAUGUUUAGCGGGACACACGUGGAGCGGGACUUUGUCGAGGCACCAUCCCAGAUGCUGGAGAACUGGGUGUGGGAGAAGGAGCCGCUGCUGCGCAUGUCCAGGCACUACAAAACUGGAAACCCCAUCCCUGACGAGCUGCUGGAGAAGCUCAUUAAAUCUAGGCAGGCAAACACAGGGCUGUUCAACUUGCGUCAGAUCGUCCUGGCCAAGGUGGACCAGGCGCUGCACACCCAGACGAAAGCUGACCCAGUGGAGGUGUUUGCCCGGCUGUGUGAAGAAGUGCUGGGUGUUCCUGCCACCCCAGGUACAAACAUGCCAGCUACGUUUGGCCACUUGGCUGGAGGCUAUGAUGCCCAGUACUACGGCUACCUCUGGAGUGAAGUGUAUUCCAUGGAUAUGUUCCACACACGCUUCAAGCAGGAGGGGAUCAUGAACUGUAAGGUGGGCAUGGAUUACAGGAAUUGCAUCCUGCAUCCUGGCGGCUCCAUGGAUGCUUCCGACAUGUUGAGGAAGUUUCUGGGUCGUGAGCCCAAGCAGGACGCCUUCCUGGCCAGCAAAGGACUGAAGGUAGAGAGCAACUCGCUGCCUUCAGCCUGCUGAGAAACUGCUCCAGCCCAUUUGAGUCAAGCCAGCUCCUUUGUCUACGCACCAGUCCUCCCAGGCCAAGCAAUACCUGGUACUUCUGUCACCAAAUGCUUCCUGGGCCAACCCCCACCUGGGUGGUUGUUCCUCCAGGAUCCUUCUCUGAGCUCCCCUUGGGCUUCAGGAGCUGGAUUCAGUCCUAGUCCAGGGCUCUGCAGUGACAGCUCUGCAAAGGGAAUUGAAUUGCCUUUGUCACCCUCCCUAGAAGGGGAAUGAGGCUGUCACUAGCCCACACAAAUUAGCUGAACUUUGAAUCUGAUUUCUGCACAAGGGUGAGUUUUGGCCUUGUCGCUAGUUGGGGAGGAGGGUGAGAGGAGGUACCAAGCCUGAAUCAUCAUUUUAAAAUCCCUCUUUUUAAGAAAUGAGACUUCCCACAAGGCUCGACUUGUUUUGUGCCCCAGGGUAGAUUUACUGUUCUGACCGCAAAACAAAUGGCCUGAGAAGCUGUAUUAGGAAUUAUGCUCUCCCCGCCUUUGGGCAGCUGGCAGCUGUGGAAUAAAGAUGGGGAGAUCCCAAAGUUUAAAAACUA